CAUCUUCUUUCGGUCUUGUGAGCACGGUGUAGUGCUGUGGACGCAAAUCGAUUGCGCAUCGGUAGCAGGUGGAGUCUCUCAAAACAGAUACACGAAUUAAUUCACUCUCCAAUCGAGAAUUAUAAGCGGGAAGAUCUGCUCGAGAAAUGAUGGACUCAACACAGAUUUCCUACGGACACACCCUCCCGGACCAGGUCGAUCGCAUCUCCAAUCACUGCGCCGCUCAGCUCGACCUUCUCAGUGACAUUCGUGACCUGUAUCGAGAACGAGCAAUAAUUGAGAAAGAGUAUGCUGCGAAACUCCAAGCAUUGGCGAAGAAGGUGGUUGAGAAGAAGACGAGAAAGAUGGCCUCUGCCGUCUUAGGUGAUGAACCUACUAAGACAUGGAACGAAGACACCAUCAGUGAGAGUACACUGGAUCGGGCAUACUCGAAGAUCAUUGGCUCAAUCGUCGAAUCUGCGCAGGACCAUAUCAAUCUCGCAGAUGCGCUAAGUUCGCAGGUGGUUGAUCCCCUCAAGUCCCUUGAGCGAAAGCAUGAAGAAAACGUCAAGAAGCAAACCCAAUUCUAUGAGAAAGUGUUGAAUGACAGGAAUCGAGUGUAUAAUGAUCGGGCAAAAAGCAAGCAGAAGUAUGACGAAGAAUGUGUCGAGCUCGAAGCAUAUCGCCAGAAGCAGGAUCGCGCGCAGUAUGACAAGCAUGCAGACAGAGCAGCUAAGCAAUUCGAACAGCAACGUAUCGACAUGCUCAAUGCCAAAAACGUGUUUAUCAUAUCGACAACAGUGGCAAACAAGAUGAAGGAGAGAUUCUACGCUGAAGACUUACCUGCUAUCGAGAACCAAUACCAGAGGCUCCAAGAACACCUCGUUCAAAAGUACAUCAGCGUGCUACAUCACGCUCAGGCUCUCCAGAUCACCCACUACGACGUGCUCAAGACCCUGGUCACCGCUGCCGACACUGCACUAAGCGAGGUUGAUGCGCAAAGGGAUCAAGCAAUGUUCAUCGAUUAUAACAUUCGUCCCUUCUCCAUGCCCACCGACUGGGCGUUCGAACCUUGCGCGAGUCAUUAUGAUACAGGGGAGAUGAGCGUGGACGACGCACCGAAGGUUUUCCUUCAAAAUAAGCUGUCCAAGUGUCGAUCAAAACUCCAGGAGUUGGGGCCGCUUCUGGAUGGGAAGAAGAAGGAUGUUGAACAACUUAGCAAAUUGGUGUCUGCCUAUGCCACCAACGGAUCCUUGGGAAACAUCGAUGAAGUCAUUGAGAGCUAUCUGAACGCCGAACACCAAGCCACUCUCUACGCUACGUCCAAGACCAUCCUUGACGCAGAGAUAGAGACUGUCCAGGCUGCAUUAGCCGGUGACGAAGGCUCUCAACAGCCCCACUCGUUCAAAAGCUCCUCAUUCACCAUACCGACUGAAUGUGGCUAUUGCAAGUCUUCUAUCUGGGGUCUCAGCAAACAGGGGAAAACAUGCAGGCACUGUGGCAUAUCAGUGCACUCGAAGUGCGAGCUGAAGGUUCCUGCCGAAUGCUCUGGUACCCGUGAAGCGCGGCAUAGGUCAUCGGCUUCUGUGAGCAGCUUAUCUCGAACAGAUAGCGUUCUCUCGACGAGCUCCAGAUCCUCAAUCUCUAGUAAUGCUUCCAAAGCAGUGGCGCCGUCUGCAUCCUCAUUCGCCCAGACUAGUCUUGAUACUCACGCAGAGAAUCAUGCGAGGGCACGCGUGGUCUUCGAUUUCACACCUACAUCUGCAUUCGAGCUUGCGGUUCAUGAGGGUGCUCAGGUGGACGUACUUGAGGACGAUGAUGGAUCUGGGUGGGUCAAAGUCGCCGACAGCAAUGGUGGGAGAGGCUUGAUACCAGCGUCGUACAUUGAGGCAAUCGAUGAUACUGCGGGCGCCACAACGCCACGGUCUUCCACACCCACUGCAGUAACUCCGAAUCAAGGCUCCGGACAGUACGUCCGAGCUAUCUACGCCUACCAAUCCCAAGGUGAAGACGAGUUAGGUCUUCAGGAGGGAGACAGGAUCGAGCUUACCCCUGGGACAGCCGGUGGUCAGUAUUAUGCCGAAGGGUGGUGGGAAGGAAUCGACUCCAGGGGGACGAAGGGAAUAUUUCCAAGCAACUAUGUCACAUUGAUUUAGAGCACCGACGAUCGCUCACCACACAUCAUAUGCGGCGGACUUAUAAGUCAGAGUUUCUCCAGCUCUACCGUUCACUGGAUAAACAGUGUACGCCUUACGCUAGUAACGAUGAUUUGCUUGAAGUAUCGCAAAACAUAUGCUAUACAAAGAAUUUC
This is a messenger RNA of Stereum hirsutum FP-91666 SS1, 2290 nucleotides long. RefSeq lists its product as uncharacterized. Gene Ontology annotation, molecular function: protein binding. The record is from RefSeq and is a predicted model, not a curated record. Gene Ontology annotation, biological process: regulation of actin filament polymerization. The coding region runs from base 147 to 2135 and encodes 662 amino acids. Lineage: Eukaryota; Fungi; Basidiomycota; Agaricomycetes; Russulales; Stereaceae. The transcript has 22 exons.